GCCUCUCCUAUUGGGAGACCGUGGGUGAAACUUUGUCCCUCUCCAAGCCUCAGCGUCCAGGUAUGCAUUUGAUGCCCCUUGGAGGUCUCUUCCAAGUGAAUGUUGCAGAAAUCGAGCUGGAGGUGAAGAGCUCCUGGUCCUUCCUGCAGGACACUCCCUUACUCUCCCUGCCAGCUAGUGGCCAAAGGGCAGGGCCACCUAUUAGGUAAUGGUUAACUGGACCCGACACCCCAUCUAUAAGGAGCCACACCAGCUGGCCAAGACUCCACAGGAUGCAGUGCGUGAAGGUGCUUGGAGGGGUGCUGGGGGCCGCUGCCCUCUUGGGGCUGGGGAUCAUCCUGGGCCACUUUGCCAUCCCCAAGGGGACUGACCUGCCAGCCCCCAGUGCCUCAGCCUCCCAGGACCUGGACCUGGAGAUCCUUGAGGCUGUCGUGGGACAGCUCGAUGCCAACAGGAUCCGGGAGAACCUUAGAGAACUCUCCAAGGAGCCGCACCUGGCCACCAGCCCCCGGGAUGAGGCGCUGGUGCAGCUGCUACUGCGGCGCUGGCAGGACCCGGAGUCGGGCCUGGACUCAGCCGGGAUCUCUGAGUACGAAGUGCUGCUGUCCUUCCCCAGCCAGAAGCAGCCCAACCGUGUGGAUGUUGGUGAGGUCCUGCUCUGGCCUGGGGAGGCCUGUGGGCCGGGAGAGCUGCCGGCCCAGCCCAGACACUGCCCUCUCUCCACAGUGGGUCCUGCUGGGGACAUCCUCUUCUCCUCCCAACGAAGUGAAGAGAACCUGACUGGGGAGCAGGGGGACCCCAAUGUGGUACCACCAUAUGCUGCCUAUGCUCCCCCCGGAACACCUCAGGGCCUCCUCGUCUAUGCUAACUGGGGCUCGGAAGAAGACUUCAUGGAGCUAUACCAACAGGGCAUCAAACUCCAAGAUAGCAUCGUCCUGACCCGCUAUGGGGGUGUAGGGCGCAGGGCUAAGGCUGUGAAUGCUGCCAAGUAUGGGGUGGCUGGGGUGCUGGUGUACACGGACCCUGCAGAUAUCAACGACGGGAAAAGCUUGCCGAACGAGACCUUCCCGCACUCCUGGGGACUUCCUCCCUCGGGGGUGGAGCGAGGCUCCUACUUUGAGUAUUUUGGGGACCCCCUGACUCCUUACCUUCCAGCCAACCCCUCCUCCUUCCGCCUGGACUCUGACAAUGCCUCCGGAUUUCCCCCAAUUCCCACUCAGCCCAUUGGCUUCAAGGAUGCAGAAGUCCUUCUCUGCAACCUGCAGGGAGCCUCAGCCCCGGCUGCCUGGCAGGGAGCCCUGGGCUGUGACUACAAGCUGGGGCCCGGCUUCCGUUCUGAUGGUAUCUUCCCAGCAGGCAGCCAGGUGAACGUGAGUGUCUACAACCGCCUGGAGCUGCGGAACUCCUCCAACGUCCUGGGGAUCAUCCGCGGGGCCGUGGAGCCUGACCGCUAUGUGCUGUAUGGAAACCACCGGGACAGCUGGGUUCACGGGGCCGUGGACCCCAGCAGUGGCACUGCUGUCCUCCUGGAGCUCUCCCGCGUCCUGGGGACUCUGCUGAAGAAGGGCACCUGGCGUCCCCGAAGAUCCAUCGUGUUUGCGAGCUGGGGGGCAGAGGAGUUUGGGCUCAUCGGCUCCACAGAGUUCACGGAGGAGUCCUUCAGCAAGCUGCAGGAGCGCGCCGUAGCCUACAUCAACGUGGACAUCUCGGUGUUUGCCAAUGCCACCCUGAGGGCGCAGGGGACGCCCCCGGUCCAAAGCGUCAUCUUCUCUGCAGCCAAACAGAUCCGCGCACCAGGCCCCGGCAGUCUCAGCAUCUAUGACAACUGGAUCCGAUAUUCCAACCGUAGCAGCCCGGUGUACGGCCUGGUCCCCAGCCUGGGCACUCUGGGUGCGAGCAGCGACUACGCACCCUUCAUUCACUUCCUGGGCAUCUCCUCCAUGGACAUCGCCUACACCUAUGACCGGAGCAAGACCUCAGCCCGGAUCUACCCUACCUACCACACAGCCUUUGACACCUUUGAUUACGUGGACAAGUUUGUGGACCCUGGUUUCAGCAGCCAUCAGGCCGUGGCCCAGACCGUGGGCAGUGUGCUUCUCCGGCUCAGUGACAGCCUCUUCCUGCCUCUCAAUGUCAGUGACUACAGCGAGACCCUCCGCAGCCUCCUGCAGGCUGCCCAGCAGGACCUUGGUGGCCUGUUGGAGCAGCACAACAUCAGCCUGGGACCUCUGGUGACCGCAGUGGAGAAGUUUGAGGAGGCAGCCACGGUGUUGGGCCAACACGUAUCAGCACUGCAGAAGGGCACCCCCGACCCCCUGCAGGUGUGGAUGCUCAAUGACCAGCUGAUGCUCUCGGAACGGACUUUCCUGAAUUCGCGAGCCUUCCCAGAGGGACGCUACUACAGCCAUGUGCUCUGGGCACCCCGCACCGGCUCUGUACCCACGUUCCCAGGCCUGUCCAAUGCCUGCUCCAAGGCCAUGAACACAGGCCCCGGAUCUGCAGCCUGGGCUGAGGUGCAGAGGCAGCUCAGCAUCCUGGUGGUGGCCCUGGAGGGCGCAGCAGCCACCCUGAGGCCUGUGGCUGACCUCUGACCCUAGCCCUCAUUCUUCAGCUCCCAUCCCCACCCUUUAUCCUAACCCUCUCCCACUCCAGUUUUGAGUGUGUCCCCGUCUCUCCUGAUGCUAGGAAAGGGCACGACCACAGGACCCUCUCAAACUUCUGAGGCAACAGCUCAGGGCCCCACCGGUGCGGACACUUGAAGGGAGUGACAAGCCCCAGAUGAAACUUUCCCUCUUCCUGGCU
This is a messenger RNA of Aethalodelphis obliquidens (Pacific white-sided dolphin), 2802 nucleotides long. RefSeq names its product N-acetylated alpha-linked acidic dipeptidase like 1 (gene NAALADL1). The coding region runs from base 273 to 2591 and encodes 772 amino acids. The transcript has 17 exons. NCBI's taxonomy places the organism in Eukaryota, Metazoa, Chordata, Mammalia, Artiodactyla, Delphinidae. The record is from RefSeq and is a predicted model, not a curated record. Gene Ontology annotation, molecular function: carboxypeptidase activity.